AACGCUCCGCGCCCGGGGAGUCGGUCGAGAGGGGUUGCGCGGAUUGGCGAUAUUGCAGGGCGUCCUCGUGGGUGCGGGGCAGCGAGACCCAGGAGGCCUCUGAGGUGGAAGAGGGGGGCGUGGAAGGCGGGACCAGGAAGGUCUUACCGGUACAAAACAGUUCUUGCGUGAUAUGUGAUAUGGGUAAUUAUUUAAUUAAGGAAUAAUGCAGCUCUGAAUCUGCUAUGUCCCGAAAUUAAGAUGAAUGAAUCCAAAGCUCUGCAAAGUAACUCAUCUAUUGCUCAUACUGAUGAAGUAAUUGCUUGUGAAGAUGGGUCUUUCCAAAAAACAGGGCAGAAGACAAGAAUUCUAAGUCCUGAAGAAGCAAAACAAUUGGCCCUAAAUCAGGUCUUAAUAUCUGACUUCAAGCAGCAGAAACUUGAGAAAGAAGCACAAAAGAACUGGGAUCUAUUCUACAAAAGGAACAGCACCAAUUUUUUCAAGGACAGACACUGGACAACUAGAGAGUUUGAAGAAUUAAAAGCCUGCCAUAAAUUUGAAGAUCAAAAUUUGACAAUUCUUGAAGCAGGCUGUGGUGUUGGGAACUGUUUAUUUCCACUUCUAGAAGAAGAUUUGAAUAUCUUUGCUUAUGCUUGUGAUUUCUCUCCCCGAGCAGUAGAAUAUGUAAAGCAAAAUCCUCUAUAUGAUGCCAAAAGAUGCAAAGUAUUCCAGUGUGACCUGACCAAAGAUGAUCUUUUGGAAAAUAUACCAGUAGAGUCAGUGGAUGUGGUGAUGUUAAUAUUUGUACUUUCUGCCAUUCAUCCUGAGAAGAUGCAUUUAGUUUUGCACAAUAUUUAUAAGGUAUUAAAACCAGGCAAAUAUGUCCUAUUCAGAGAUUAUGGCCUUCAUGACCAUGCAAUGCUGAGGUUUAAAUCUGCUUGCAAGCUUGGAGAAAACUUCUACGUACGACAAGAUGGAACCAGGUCAUACUUUUUUUCUGAUGAGUUUUUGGCAGAACUUUUCCUGUCUGUGGGAUAUGAGGAAAUGGUCAAUGAAUAUGUGUUUCGAGAAACUCUGAACAAGAAAGAAAACUUAAGUGUGCCAAGAGUUUUUCUCCAAAGCAAAUUUCGAAAGCCUCAGAAAUGAGUUUUUGCUGAUAAGCUGCUGGACAGUUGAAGUUACUUUCUGAUGUUACUCUGUUUAAACCAAAUUUUACAUCCAUGAAAAUAAGCCUAGCACUUGCCUGGUCCUCCCCUUUUGAUACAGCCCUGAAGAGAGCAGAAGAUUCUGCUUCUAUUUUAGGUAUAAUCGCAUAAUUUCUGGAUUAAACUGCCAUAUCCUGAUUUUACACAAUAAGUUAUAAAAGGAAGCAAAACUUUCAAGUUUAUCAGCCAGGAUCACAAAGCCUUUAAUUGCAUAGACAUUCUUUCUUGGCAAGACUUUAGAAUGCUCCUUGUCAGGCAAAGUCCUGCAAUGUGGCUAGCCUUAUAUACAGGAUAAGCAGUGCCUGGGUUCAUACAACAGCAAUGUUGACACAGCAUAGUGAACCACUAGCUAGCUAACUACAUCUUAGCCGAACGUGAUGGGCAUACCUAGUCAGUAUGGUUAAUUUAUGGUUCUGUUUGAUCUGUAAAC
This is a messenger RNA of Candoia aspera, 1614 nucleotides long. RefSeq names its product methyltransferase 6, tRNA N3-cytidine (gene METTL6). Lineage: Eukaryota; Metazoa; Chordata; Lepidosauria; Squamata; Candoiidae. The record is from RefSeq and is a predicted model, not a curated record. The transcript has 6 exons. The coding region runs from base 241 to 1125 and encodes 294 amino acids.